AUGUUGGCUACCGUGGACAUUGACAUUAUAGGUCCAGACAUGUUCACCGCUUCGCGUCACGCUCAGUCGAUUGCGGAAAACUUCCUAAAUGACGUGGACGACUUCCAGCGAGCCUCCCGCGAUGCUGACAGACGUGCUAUGAGCCAUUUCGAUGUAGCCCCCGUACGUUACACCACCUACACACCCGCGGUCACUGUGGUGGGUUCUCGCUAUCCCAGCAGCUAUCCAUACGGAUAUCUACCAGCCAAGACAAUCUAUGACAGAACCUACCCGUAUACUUACUACUAUCCGGGCAGAUACUCCAGCUAUCCGUACUAUCACGACUACGUGCCAGCCAGCAGGUACUACUACAGUGAUUACUACCCGAAGAGCUACGUGACCCCGCUGCCGAGUUACUACAACUACUACACCUCGCGCUACUACUAUCCGUACAAUGACGUUUUACCAACAUCACAUCUGCGUGCAAGCACUGGACCGAAGCCAAACUGGGAGUGCUUGAGUAGACCAGCGCUUACCAGACGAUGGUGGUCCAGUAGCGACCUGCUAAGCGAUGUUGUAAGUAUGCCUGCCGUAUUUAUAGCUAUAAACAAAAAGUAUAUGCGACCUUAA
Dibothriocephalus latus is the source of this 609-nucleotide messenger RNA. The record is from the annotation of a GenBank genome assembly. NCBI's taxonomy places the organism in Eukaryota, Metazoa, Platyhelminthes, Cestoda, Diphyllobothriidea, Diphyllobothriidae.